This is a messenger RNA of Penicillium maclennaniae, 924 nucleotides long. RefSeq names its product putative mitochondrial phosphate transporter Pic2. Gene Ontology annotation, biological process: mitochondrial phosphate ion transmembrane transport. Bases 1 to 924 code for a protein of 307 amino acids. Gene Ontology annotation, molecular function: phosphate transmembrane transporter activity. Lineage: Eukaryota; Fungi; Ascomycota; Eurotiomycetes; Eurotiales; Aspergillaceae. The transcript is spliced from 5 exons. Gene Ontology annotation, cellular component: mitochondrial inner membrane. The record is from RefSeq and is a predicted model, not a curated record.
AUGGCGACACAAGAACGCAAGCUUCCCUUUGGGAAGAUCGAGCCCAACACCCUGAAGUACUUCUAUAGCUGUGGACUGGGCGGUAUCAUCGCUUGUGGACCUACUCACACCGCUGUAACACCGCUGGACCUGGUUAAGUGCCGCCGACAAGUUGACCCUAAGAUCUACACCUCCAACCUCUCCGCAUGGCGCUCCAUUUUCGCCAAAGAAGGCCUCCGCGGCGUCUUCUUCGGCUGGUCGCCCACCUUCCUGGGCUACUCCCUCCAGGGAGCCGGAAAGUACGGUCUGUAUGAGUACUUCAAGUAUUUGUAUGGUGACCAGGUGUUCCCCGAUUCCAACCGCACCCUCGUCUUCCUAGGCGCCAGUGCCUCGGCUGAGUUCUUUGCCGACAUGGCUCUGUGCCCGAUGGAGGCUAUCAAGGUCCGCAUGCAGACCACUCUCCCGCCAUUCGCGAAUAACUUGCGCGAGGGCUGGAGCCGCAUUGUCGCGAAGGAGGGCCUUGGUGGUCUGUACAAGGGAUUGUACCCUCUGUGGGCGCGCCAGAUUCCCUACACUAUGACCAAGUUCGCGACCUUUGAGGAGACCGUGAAGCUCAUUUAUAAGACCAUGGGCAAGCCCAAGGAAGAGUAUGGCCAGUUGACUCAGACUGGUGUUAGUUUCCUGGGUGGUUAUAUUGCUGGUAUCUUCUGCGCUGUUGUCAGUCAUCCCGCCGAUGUCAUGGUUAGCAAGUUGAACGCCGAUCGGAAGGCUGGCGAGGGCGCCAUGACGGCUGUUUCUAGAAUCUAUGGCAACAUUGGAUUCUCCGGGCUUUGGAACGGCCUUCCUACCCGUAUCAUAAUGCUGGGUACCUUGACCGGCUUCCAGUGGUUAAUUUAUGACUCGUUCAAGGUCUUCUUGGGACUUCCGACAACCGGUGGACAUUAG